Drosophila kikkawai is the source of this 1478-nucleotide messenger RNA. It is a transcript of the gene Ost48, whose product is annotated as dolichyl-diphosphooligosaccharide--protein glycosyltransferase non-catalytic subunit Ost48. NCBI's taxonomy places the organism in Eukaryota, Metazoa, Arthropoda, Insecta, Diptera, Drosophilidae. The record is from RefSeq and is a predicted model, not a curated record. Gene Ontology annotation, cellular component: endoplasmic reticulum membrane; oligosaccharyltransferase complex.
UCCACUCCGGUCACACUAAAGUGUCAGUCGUUUUCUCUACUUGUGUUCCGAAAAGCCGGAUAAAUUUGUUAAAAUGCUGUGGAAGGCGCUCCUAAUUGCCGCCUUGGCUAUUGCCCACUGCCAAGCGGUCCUCGAAACAGAUGCCAACACCCUUAUACUGCUGGACAACCUGGCCAUACGCGAGACCCAUUCCCUUUUCUUCAAGUCGCUACAAGAUCGCGGAUUUAAGCUGACCUACAAGCUGGCCGAUGACUCCAGUCUUCUGCUUUCCAAAUACGGCGAGUAUCUGUACAAGAAUCUGAUUAUCUUUGCCCCAAGUGUCGAGGAGUUCGGCGGCGAUAUUAGCGUGGAUCGUUUGGCUCAGUUCGUGGACGAUGGCGGCAACGUUUUGGUGGCGGGUAGUGAGAAGUCUGGUGACGCCCUCAGGGAAUUUGCGUCAGAGUGCGGCUUUGAGCUGGACGAGGACAAUGCUGCGGUGAUUGACCAUCUUCACUAUGAUGUCUCCGAUUCGGGAGAGCACACCACCAUUCUCACUUCGGCCAAGAACCUUAUUCAAGCGGACACUAUUGUUGGCAAGGCCAACAGGCAGGCGGAUGCCGCCCCUCUGCUGUACAGAGGCACUGGUCUAAUAGCGGAUAAGGAGAACCCACUGGUGCUGAAGCUCCUAACAGCGGAGAGCAGUGCCUAUAGCUACAAUCCCGAGUCCAGUGUCACGGAUUAUCCGCAUGCCGUGGGGCGUGGCACUCUGCUUAUUGCCGCUCUGCAGGCAAGGAACAACGCCAGGGUGGUAUUCUCCGGAUCCCUGCACUUCUUCGCCGACGAGAGCUUCACCACCGCGGUGCAGUACGCCCAGAGCGGUGUGUUCCAUAAGCAGGCGGGCAAUCGCGCCGUUGCCGAGUCCAUUAGUCAGUGGGUUUUCGGAGAGACCGGCCGCCUCCGCGUGGGAUCCGUUCAGCAUCACAAGGAGGGCGAGAACCUGCCCCCAGAGCAGGCCUACACCAUUACCGAUCCCGUGGUCUAUACCAUUGCCAUCGAGGAGCUGGUGGCCGGAGAGUGGCGCGCCUUUAAGGCCAACGAUAUCCAGCUGGAAUUCGUCCGCAUUGAUCCCUUCGUGCGCACCUAUCUGAAGCAGAUCAAGUCUGGUGCCUAUCAGGCCAAAUUUGAGAUCCCAGAUGUCUAUGGCGUCUACCAGUUCAAGGUGGACUACGAUCGUGUGGGCUACACCCACCUAUACAGCACAACGCAGGUGUCGGUCCGUCCACUGGAGCACACACAGUACGAGCGAUUCAUUCCCAGCGCUUUCCCCUAUUACACCAGCGCCUUCUCCAUGAUGAUUGGUGUCUUUGUGUUCUCGUUCGUGUUCCUGCACUUCAAGGACGAGCAGCUGGUCAAGGAGGACAAGAAGACGCAGUAGUUUGCAUCUGCAUAAAUCUGUAAUAAAUGUAAUACACAAAUAAAGAUUUAAUUCUUUACUUAAA